AUGGUUGCUAACAAGAAUUACGAAUACGACAUAAAAAACGCUUUCGCGAUGAGUCGCUUCUUUUUUCGCUUGUUAGGCAUAUGGCCAUUUGCCCGCACGAAUUCCAUUUAUCUGGAACUGAUAGAGACAGUUACGUUGACUUUUCUGUGUAUCGGUCUUAUCGUGUGGGAGACGAUCUCGACUCUGCUGUAUAUGUUCCUAAUACUGACGGACUUUCAUUUGAGGCUGAAAUUCACGGGCUGCGUGGUAUACUCGCUGGUAGGACUAAUCAAAUACGGCUACCUGUUGCUUUACAAGAAUCAAGUACGAAACUGUCUAAUGCUGGUCGACGAAGACUGGCGAAACGUCGUCAAUCCAAGCGAUCGCAUCGCGAUGAUCGACAGAGUCAGAACUGGAAAACGUCUGAUUCUGAUAUGCGCGCUAUUUGCAUACCUGACCGGUCUGACUUUCCGAAUAGUCAUGCCGUUGUCACUGGGAAAGAUCGUUACUCCUCAAAAUGUCACUAUCAGACCAUUACCGUGCCCGGCAUAUCUCGUUAUACUUGACGUGCAGCGUAGUCCCACUUACGAAAUCGUAUAUUUCUUGCAAAGUGUCUCAGGAUUUUUGAAGUACACGAUUGUGAUGGCAACCUUUAGUUUCGUGACCAUUUGCGGGAUGCACUUUUGCGUGCAGUCGGAGAUACUCGUGACGUUAAUGAAUGAUUUCGUGAAUGAGAGUCGACCGGAAAACUUGAACAGGAAGUUGGCCACUGUCGUAGAGCAUCAAAUUAAAAUAAGGAAUUUCUUACAAGUGGUGCAGAGUGCCACUCAAUAUCCAAGUUUAACAGAAGUCCUGGGGUCUACUUCCAUGCUAUGCCUCGUAGGAUAUUACGUGAUUAUG
This is a messenger RNA of Temnothorax curvispinosus, 879 nucleotides long. RefSeq lists its product as uncharacterized. Gene Ontology annotation, molecular function: odorant binding; olfactory receptor activity. The annotation marks the transcript as partial. Gene Ontology annotation, cellular component: plasma membrane. NCBI's taxonomy places the organism in Eukaryota, Metazoa, Arthropoda, Insecta, Hymenoptera, Formicidae. Gene Ontology annotation, biological process: sensory perception of smell; detection of chemical stimulus involved in sensory perception of smell. The record is from RefSeq and is a predicted model, not a curated record. The transcript is spliced from 2 exons.